Molecule: messenger RNA, 1359 nt
Organism: Electrophorus electricus (electric eel)
Lineage: Eukaryota; Metazoa; Chordata; Actinopteri; Gymnotiformes; Gymnotidae
Gene: ankrd1a
Product: ankyrin repeat domain 1a (cardiac muscle)
Biological process (GO): regulation of transcription by RNA polymerase II
Cellular component (GO): nucleus
Molecular function (GO): RNA polymerase II-specific DNA-binding transcription factor binding
Source: RefSeq, a predicted model, not a curated record
UAGAGAGCCUUCCAGAGUAGAGACAGGCGCUUUGAGACUCCACGUGAGCCAGUGAACUAUUGCUUCCAUCACCACAGACCAAGAGAGUGAGAGAGACACAGAGAGAGAGUGAAAGAGAAAAAUCAGUUGUUGAGUGAAAAGGAAAUUAGCUCAGAAAAAGAGAGACCAGCCAAUUAACAACAAAUCAUUAAAAUGGGAUUACUACGAGUUGAAGAUUUGGUCACGGGGAAAAGAUGCGAGAGGAAAGAUGUGGGCAAUGUCUGCGUAGAUGUAUACACAGCAGGAGAAUAUGAAACAACUGUUAACUGUGAGAAACAGGAUGGCUUCCAGAUCUGUGAAGACCUAAGUGCAGCGAGCAAGAAUUACAACCUCACCCAGAACGAACCUCAAUUGACCCUCAAUAUUGACCAGUUAGGGCACCUGAAGUUGGAGACUGUAGAUGAUCUCUUCAACAUUCUCCAGCUGAGGAAGAUGAGGAAAGAGAGGAAGCUCAAAUCACAAAAGAAAGAACCUGAGCCUGAGAUCCUGCCUAAGAUAGUGGAUCAGGACCUGUUUCUUACAGCUGUUGUGGAAAAUAAGCUCGCUGUGGUGGAGAAGUACCUGUCUGCCGGUGGAGAUCCCAAUGCCUGUGAUCAAUUCAAACGCUCUGCUCUGCAUAAAGCCUGUUUCCAAGGUCACAUUGACAUCAUGAAGAGACUCUUGGAGGCCGGAGCCUCCAUUGAGGACAGGGACAAGCUGGAUGCCACAGCUGUGCACUCGGCCUGCAGGGGGGGUAGCCUGCCUGCCCUGGAACUACUGCUUAACAAGGGAGGCAAAAUCAUCUCCAGAGACAAGCUAUAUAGCACUCCCCUGCAUGUGGCGGUGAGGACAGGCCAUUAUGAGUGUGCCGAGUAUCUAAUCCACUGUGGAGCAGACAUCAACGCUAGAGACAGGGAAGGAGACACGCCCUUGCAUGAUGCAGUGAGGAUCAACAGAUUCAAAAUGAUCAAACUGCUACUGAUGUAUGGAGCUACGCUGAAAGCCAUAAAUAAUGAUGGAAAGACACCAAUGGAGAUCCUUCUAGCAUGGCAAAAUGGUGCUAAAGACAUCCUAUUUAACUUUAAGGAGGAUGCACCUCUUCCUUAGCCAUGAUGCAUGUAAGAGAAUGUAGAGAGAGAGAGCGAGAGAGAGAGAGAGAGAGAGAGAGAGAGAGAGAGAGAGAGAGAGAGAGAGAGAGAGAGAGAGAGAGAGAGAGUGAGUGAGUACAACAGAGUGACAAGACAGUAUUGCAUGUGCAUUCAGACAGCAAUGCCAAUAACAAUGUGUUUUAUUGAAUAUGUGAUUUGCUUUAAAGUUUGAAAAUGAAGAGCAAUUGAAAAA